CAUUAAAAAAGGGAAUUAUGUGUGUACACAAAUGGGAUUAAUGAUUUCUAUUGGCACAGGUACAAAAAGGAGCAAUCGCGAAUUAUUAAAGGACUGCAGAUGCAAAAGCAAUACAAAUCACCUCUCCCCUGGUACAAUAUAGUAGCAGAUAUGUUAAAAAAAGUGAUCAAUGAUGAGGAAAAGGUGAAUUCUGUGGCAAUUGUAAAGUCUGUGCCACCUGACACGUCAGUCCUGAAAUCUUUAAGUAGUGAUAAUAUACAUUAUCCCAGACAAAAAGAUGAUAAAUUGAGGAUUUCUCCAUGUACCAAUGAGACUUGCAACGCGGUUACAAGAAGAAGUAGAUCGGCUCGUUCCAGCAUCAAAUUUACGUCUAGCACAACUACUGAUACCAGAUCGAAUAUGCGAACAAAAUAUAUUCUUUGUCCUCAAGCGAGAAACACUUCGGUAGCUCGACAAAAAAACGGAAGUUCAAAUUACAAACCUAGAAAAAAUAUUAAUUCGGCAGCGACAGUUAUUGAUCCAGCGAAAGAAAGUACCAAGAAGUAUGAGCCACCAUUUUUAAAAUGUCCUUCGUGUGGUUGGAAACAUACAAAAUAUAAAACCAUUGAAAAUAAUGUAGAAAAUUCUAAACAGGAACAAAGAGUUGUUACUCCCUAUGUUAAUUCCUACAAUGAUUCUCCUAACUUGAAGUAUACACCAUGCAGUGGAUGUAUUAAAGGUAUAUCAUACUACAAUUAUAUAGAUGUAAGAAUUAUAUUGAUGUAUCUUUGCAAUACAAUAAUUUUGCUGGACAUAACACGUUGUUCCAAUCAUGCAAAAAUGUACGCAGAUGACUCUGGAGACUUUGUACAUGUGAAGGACUUACACAAAUCAACAGCAUUAUCCUCUGCGCCAACUACGCUCCCAAAAUUAAAUGUUGGAGUGCAGACUAUAGAAUCCUCUCAAACACAGGUGGUACAACUUGAUCCCACUGUGACAAAUAUAUUUGAAGGUGGUAUCAUAGAAGCAAAUACUCGAUUCAAAAUUAUUUUGCCAGAUUCAAAAACAGGUUCAGGGGGGAAUACAGUAGGAACUCAGAGUGUUUGUCAAUGUACUCAAGGAGUUCAGUGCUUGAAACCUGAAUUGUGCACAAAGGAAACGCAACUAUCUCCUAAGUUCAAUGCAAAUGAUACAUGUACUAAUACCGUGACUUCCAGAGAGUGGGGAACACAAUGUACAAUAUGUAUAUCAAAUAAAAUUAGUCAUUGUGCCUCUACUCAGACGUUAGAUCGUACAAAAGAAAAACAAUCAGGAGUCCAUAGUGCAAAACAAAGUUCAAAGGAUCUAGUGAUAAAUAAAGAAAACCAAGCAGCAAAAGAAAUCCAAUGCACGAUUUGCAUCUCACGAGGAAAUUUGACUCGUUCUUCCUCUUUUGAGAAAAUGAAGGACAUUGGAACAACAUCAUCUGUUCAUAAAAUUCAUAGUAAAGAUUCUAUAACUCCAAGAAGUUUUAAAAGUAUUUGUAUUGGCGGACAGUGUAUACCUCCAACUCGAGCAAAGUCCCAUGGAUCUGUGAAGCGUCGUAUCCGACAUAAAGAUUGCAAAGAAGUUGCGACGGGCGAAACUGAGGUAUACACAAAGUCAUGUAAUACGGAAACGUGCCCGCGUAAUGUGUCCGAACUGAUGAAGGAGCCUACAGUAACAUCUGCAUUGCAACAACUUUUGUACAAGAUGUUAUCUUUCAAAUUGAAUCGCGUGUCUCAAUGUGUAAAGUCGCAAACCGAUUACGAACAGAAAAAGUACAGUGUUAGUUGUGCAACUGAUACAACCGAGAUGGUGAACAAAAUUAAAGAACUCGCGAUGACGGUAAUGGAAACCAGUGUCUCUAAAGAUGAAUCGAUACAAACCUUGGUUGAUGCAGAAACUCCUAACGUCUGUGUAAAUAAACUGACGAUGACCAAGGAAGAUCUUUAUAAACCCAUUUAUCAAUGCACUGGUGUCCAAGGAGAUGGAACUGGCCCAAUUUCUCCAUUAGAACGUUCAGUCACUGAUAAAGGAAUCUGUACCCAUUGUGAGUGCCGAGAUAUUGGUAUUAAUGGAUCAUUAUUACAGACUUGCAACGCAGUGGUUCAAAAUGAUUUGGAUAAUUCUCUGUGUUCGAAUAAUUCGAAUAUGGAUAAACAAAAGAAAAUUACUGUUGGUACUCAGAAACGAGAUCCUAUAUUAGUCAGAGUGAUAAAGUGUACUGAAAAUCAGACAACUAAAAAGUCAAACAAGGAAACGCUAACUACAAAAACUGAUGAUGAGCUUGAAAUGAAAUCUUCUAACAAACGUAUUAAAGCAUGUGACAGAUUCACUUGCAUCCCUUAUACAGUUUGUCGACGAUCAAAGCAAGAAGAAUCUUUAAAUCAGGAAGAGCACAAAUACCAUGUUAAUUGUGAUUAUCGUGAACGAUCAUACGUGGAUCCUUGUGAUGAUAAAUGCAAGAACAAACUGCAUCAGGAUUGGACGAAUAUUAUGAAUGUCGACGCAUUUAACAAUAUCCAUAGUUCUAAAAUUCCGUUAUGUAUGAAACCAACACGUAAAUGCACUUUUGCAAGAAGCAAAUAAUUGUAAUUUACAUGCAAAUUUCGUGGAUAGUACAUAUAGACGUAUAAUCAAUCAAGUUGAUUAUACAGAAUUUUAUCUCGGGGUACGCCCUUAAUGUUAUAGGGUUGAACUUUAAUUAAUUAGACUAGAAUUGUUUUUGCGCUUGUUACUUUUAGUCUAUUUCCAGUUUAAUAAACGUAUUGAACUAUAUUCAUGUACAAACUACAGGAAAUUACAUUGCACAUUAUUUUGAGAAAUCGAUUUAUCGAUUUCUUCUACUGUAACUUCGAACAUAUCAUCAAUGAGUUUUUCAUCAAUAUCGCAAUUAAACAUUAAUGAGUAGGUCAUAAAUAUAUUUGGCAUUAAAAUGUUUUCUUUUUAAGACUAGUCUCUCAAGGAUGAUGUAUCGGACUACGAAAAUGGAAGAGCAAACUUCAUUUUAUUACAUGAAAAUGUACAACGUUCUGACAGUGGAACAUUUAUAUGAAAAUUAAAUCAUUUAAUUUUCAUAAUAAAUUCUGUUCACAUCGUUGAGUCAAAGGCAAAUAUUUUGAUACCUGUACGUGUAAGUAUUUACCAGUCAUUGAUAUUGUAAUAAAAUAGUAUAAAAGAGGCGCAAAUUACCUCGUUGUGUAUUUUUACAUAUUUUUAAAUUUUCUGUCAAAUAUUUUAUAAUCGAAAUCUUAUCACUGAAAUAUGCAUCGAAACUAUAUAACUUCAUUAACCUGAGUAUGUUUGCUCGUACCUUCAUGGUAGAUACCGCACGAUAGAACAACGAUUCAGUUUCUUGUCGCUACUAGAUGCAUGCCAAAGUUAAGAUACUUCAAAUUAAUCUUAAUAAUUUUUGACAUGCAUUUACAUUAUAAGGAAGAUUGCGUAUGAUACGUCAAAAUCGUCGUAUCGAUAACUUUAAAUUCGUUCGCUAUAACUUCAUGUCUGGUAUAUAUAUAUAUAUUAUCAAAAAAUCGGCAACAAGGGACAUAUUUCUAAUGCUCACGCAAUCAAAUUACGUAUACCUUAUCGUUUCUAAGAACAAUCAUUUUCGAUUAUCCGAUAUAAUUAAUAUUAAAAUUACAAUCAUUUUUAUAAAAUCGUCAGAUUGAUUAUGAACAGCGUGCUAUUAAAUUACACCUUCAGUGACAAAUGGUUGUUAACAGACAUAAUACUGUUGAUUUUCUCAGUAAUUGAAGUCACACUCCCCGCUGUAUAUAUCACUCAUCCUUAUUAAAAUAUAUAUAAUAAUAAAUUAUUGUACUUCUGAUAUUUAAUGAUUUGUCGGUGGUCACGCUUUAACAUGCGAGUAUCAUAUGGCUAGUUUCAAAUUGUUUCCGUUCAUUGUUUCUUUAGCAAGUCGUUGCUAAUAUUAAAAUUAAUUUCUUUAGAAACUUUAUGCACCUGUCGAAGAAUAACAUAAAUAUAAUAUACGUUUCUACGUUUCGUUUUGAAACAGAGUUAUGUAAUUCGCACGCAUAGUAUUAUUUAAGGGUAUACGUACAAAAUGUACAAACGUUUAGUCCUUUUUCUUGGCAUCUGCUUUCUCGUCUUUGGCUUGGCCUCGGCCCAGCAAUCUGGCUAACGAAUCCCAAAUACCUCCGAGGAACAACGCGCAGAACAGAUUUUCGAAAGGUACAAACGGAUCAUGGAUGCCCAGUAAAAUGGAUGACAGCUAAAACAAAUUUGACAACAUUACAAUUGAAUAUUAAAAAAUCCUUCGAAUUGGUAUAAGAAAAGCAACAAUCCUUAAACGGCGAAUGAAAUGUUUUUGUACCUUGAAAUACACAAAGAAGAUAACAAUACCAAAGUAAACCACUGCAUGAGGUGCUGAAAUGAGAUCAGUCUUUUUGUCUAGGACGAAAAUGAUUGAUGCAACCAUUGAAGCUUUCGUAGGGCUAAAAUAAUAAAUUAUUUUUCGUAAAAUAUUCCGUUAUUAAUUGUAAAAAUAAUUUACAGAAAACAAAGGAAGAAAUUAUACGUACAAGCUAGGUUGCAUGAAUUCCAUAGCAGUUGGGGUCCAUAUACCACGUAUAAGGCGUUCAAACAAUUUUGUAAAGCCUGCACCAUUGCCUGCAAAUAAACAGAGUAAGUGAAGUUUAUGUUUUUCGCUAUAUACUUUUUUUGUACAUUAGUAUUUUAACAUUAAUGUUUACCCUUGAGUGUUCCAAUUAAGAUCAUGAUAAGAUAUGCAUUUGGGUAAAGUUUUCCUGCAUGACUGACUCCAUCGUAUACCUUUUUACACCUAAAAUUAUUGAAAAAUGAAAGAAAUAUAAAUUACUACUACUACUAAUAGUAAUAACAAUAAAUAUUUUUGCAUGUUUACCUGUAUAUUUCUUUCAGAACUGCGCAUACAAGUUUUACUGGUAGAAAUUUGGCUACUUUGUAUCCAAUAUCAAAUGGUGUAUAAAAUACCACAUACCUAAAUGCGUUAAUAAAUUUAUUUAUAAAUGUAUUUUAUUAAUAUUACUUGUAAUAGACUGCAAAAUAGCUUUCAGAAACACUUGUAUUUAACUAUAAAUAAACAGUAAUAUACUGACCAAACAACGGUUGCAACUCCAAUUUCUGGUGUAUUUUUCAAUGGUGCGAUAAUUGGCUCCCCCAAGAGUCCAUUGCAUAGCAUACCACUUGCAAAUACUACCAACAUUGUUGAUAGCCAACAUGACAAGGGAUGUUUUCGGGAGAAUGUUUGCGCACCUAUUCCAUAAAUUUGUAUAUUUAUAAAAUUUAGAAAAAAAGUUAUGGAUCUUGUUACUAUACACAAAACAAAGUAUUUCUUUUAAAUUCUAUGCAUGAAUCGUAAAAAGUUAUAUCCAUAAAAAUUUAUAUAACUGUAAAUAAAGGAUUUCCAGUAAAUAAAAUAAUAAAAAUAGUAAAGAAACUUUUUAAGUAAUUUCAUAGAUAUUCAAUACGCUAUGAAAUAUCAAAGGGUAUGCUAAUUCAACUAGGUCACUCAGAAUCCUUAUAAGUAUGCUAUGAUGUAUGCACAUACAUAUAUAAAUGUGAUCCAAGUUACCGCAAACAUAGAGUUAAUAUUUACACUGCAUAUUGCUUUUAAAAAUUUCAUUCAAAGGUGGGUACAGCCUAGAAUAAAGAAGGCAUUCAACCAUUAAAGCAAUUCUAGUUAUUCAAAGGUUUAUUCUUCAUGGUUCAUU
Messenger RNA from Nomia melanderi (Alkali bee), 5714 nucleotides. RefSeq lists its product as uncharacterized. The record is from RefSeq and is a predicted model, not a curated record. Lineage: Eukaryota; Metazoa; Arthropoda; Insecta; Hymenoptera; Halictidae.